AUGGACGAGAACAAAGAUAGCUUAGCGUUUAAAGGUGUUGCCGAGAGACUCACACUUGGCAUUACUCGUAUACUCGAGAACAUGCCUGGUGUGGUCGACGUGCGUUUUGCAGAGAGGGAGCCUGCAGAAAAGAGGAGCCUGCUGUCAUGGGAACAGAAAAACACGUGUAUUUUGCCAGAGGACCUGAGGGAUUUCUAUCUGACAACUGAUGGAUUUACACUCACCUGGAAUGUGAAACUAGACAAUGAGUGUGUCCCCUUAGGAUGCAUGAUGAUUAACAGUGUGGCCAGGCUCUGCCCGCUGCUCCAACCAGUGUCGCUUUUCUCCCUCCCCAAUGCACCCUCACUGGCUGACCUGGACUGGGAGGAGAGCAGCACAGAAAGAGGGUUGGAGCAUGCGCCCGCUGCACCCCAUUUUGAUUCUCGGAGUCGCAUCUUCGAGCUGGAUUCCUGUGGAGGGAAUGGCAAAGUGUGCUUGGUCUAUAAAAACUGCACUCCAGGUGUGGUGGCCCAGCAGAGUGAAAUCUGGUUCCUAGACCGCUCACUGUGCUGGCAUUUUCUGACAGCAACUUUUACCUCCUACUACCGACUGAUGAUAACCCACCUGGGUCUGCCUGAGUGGCAGUAUGCCUUCACCCCAUAUGGUCCAAGUCCCCAGGCUAAGCAAUGGGCAUCCCUCUACCAGCCCCUGACCUUCAGCUGUGAACUCAGCCUGGGAGAUCCUGCUGGAGAUUCCUAUCUCAACAAGCUGGAUCCUACAAAGGCCUUCAAAGGCAAAUCAAAGGCACCAGCCCCCAAGAAGAAGCAGUCGGCACAGUGCGGCCCAGGGGGCACCGCCAAGGGCCAAGGCAACACAGGAAGACACAGUGGAGCAAAGCGGUGAGAAGGUUCGCAUCGAGGAAAGACUUUUCAGUCAGCCUUGUUGUCUGUAUGAUCAACGUGGCUUAGAAGAGCAGUCUGCAAUUCCUUCAUUGACGGGACUGGGUGUGUUAGCAGCUCUAUGCAAUGUGACAGCAUGUUGUCCAAAAACGAAGUUGCAUGUCUGAAGAGAUGCUUAACCAGGGUUUUUGCUGGUUCAACACCUGGCUAAGGUAGUCCUUAUCUGAUACAGGGAAUGUUGAGUGUGGUGGAAAAGUUAGUGUUUGAAUCACCAGCUAGUUGCAUCAGCACCAGACACAACACUCACAGACAAAUUUCUUUCAUGUUCACUAUUGACACCUCCUGGUAAAAAGUAAUUUAAAACAGUCAAUUCAGAAAAUAGAAUCAUACACUGCUGUAAUAGUGAAAUGAAAUGAAAAAUACUUUAUUUAUCCCAGAAGGGAAAUUCAAUCUAUAUAGUGCAUAUAAUACUGACAUAUAGUGUCAAGUCAUGCCCCUGCUGCUACCAAGAAGGACAUUAUCCAUUUAUAACUGCAGUUACUAUCACUGGGCUUUAUUUGUUGCUAAUUUUUGACUGUAUUAUACAACAAUAAUAUAUUUAUCAAAUAUGUAAAAUUCUUAAGAAAGUUGUAAAUUAGUAGGUAGCACAUUUCUAUAUGUUAAAGCGUCAGUAACUGAAAGUAAUACUGUAGGUUUCAGCCUGUAUGACUGAAGAGUAUCAGUGUCAUUUUCAAACUGAAAAUUAAAUCAUCAUAUGAUUGUACAGGUAGAAACUGAUCGCACGAUUUACCAGAAAUGUUCAAGCCGCAAUACCAAGCGUCAGUGGGAAGAACCGUAUGAACUCUCUGAGCUUCAGUAUCGAACUUUACAUCACUAAUGUGUGGAUGCAAACCUGAGGCAUGAAAUGUUACAAUGUCAAAGACUGGCAAUAAACUAAGAAAAUAGGCGUCAGUAAUCUGUGUUACCCACUGGCCAUUGUAUGACUGCGGUGCUUCUCACAUGGUGUGCUUAAAUAUAAACUUCACAAAGGUGAAAAGCUGCAUUAGAGUUUAGGACCGUUGCUCUUUUGAAUAACAACAGUCACUAUGAAUAUUCCACAUUAAUGAACUCAUGUAAAAAGGUUAUAUUUUGGCAUUUUUGUCCAUCGCCAUACAUUUAUGUCUCUUGAUGCCAGAUGUGUAAUGCUACACAGACCUGAUAGAACGUCUAGGAUUAAAUUUUUUGUGUAAGUACUCUGGAGAAAAGAUGUAUACUUUUUUUUUUUGUCUUUUUGGCUGCUGUGCACUGGCUUGGUGGAAAGACAAAUAUGUGCAUUAUCUUUGGUCGAGCUGCUGCCCUUUCAAGCUGUGGGAAGCUAGCUCCUACUGUUUCUAUUUAACUUUCAAAAAGACACAUGUUUUUUUAAAGCAAUGUAUUAGCACUGUUUAUUUCUCUUUACAUACUCUGAGGUUUCUACGACCACAGAAGUGGUCCCCUGUUGAUUGUUAUAUUGAAUGAUAUUCAUGGUGUCUUCCAAGGUUGCAUCAGCUGCUAUUGCCUCAACAAUAUAAACGCAAAAUAUAAGCCAG
Stegastes partitus (bicolor damselfish) is the source of this 2446-nucleotide messenger RNA. It is a transcript of the gene tpgs2, whose product is annotated as tubulin polyglutamylase complex subunit 2. The coding region runs from base 1 to 882 and encodes 293 amino acids. Gene Ontology annotation, biological process: protein polyglutamylation. The transcript has 7 exons. The record is from RefSeq and is a predicted model, not a curated record. NCBI's taxonomy places the organism in Eukaryota, Metazoa, Chordata, Actinopteri, Pomacentridae.